GAAAAGAUGCGCCUAUCAUGGCGGCCAGCUUUGCUCCAUGUCAACGCGACAGAGGGGACAGGACAGCAGGACAACGACCGACAUUAUGUCGAAAAAAUCACUUUUAAUAUCUUUGUUUACGACUUCAUAAUGGACGUACGAUAGCCAGAUACUUUUAGGGGGUCUUUUCAAGUUUAACGGUAUAAGUUAGCGGACUUGGUGUCUCGCGGAGGGAGGGGAGGAAGGAAGUUUGUGUCACGCAGCGGGAAGAAGAAAGAAGUCAUGGAGGGACACCGAUACAUCCCAGAUGACCGCGGCGGUUCGGCCAUGGAGAAAAACCCAGCCGACCUAACGGUGAUGGACGUGUACGACAUAGCCGCGGCGGUGGGCCACGAGUUCGAGCGGAUCAUCGACCAAUACGGCUGCGAGGCCCUGUCCCGGCUGAUGCCCAAAGUGGUGAGAGUACUGGAGAUCCUGGAGGUGAUGGUGAGCCGCCACAACAUCGGCGGCCCUGAAGCCGACGAGCUGCGCCUAGAGCUGGACAAACUUAAGCUGGAGAGGAACGAGAGGCUGGAGAAGGAGAAAAAGCACAGGAAGGAGCUGGAGCUGGUGGAGGACGUGUGGCGAGGAGAGGCACAGGAUCUUCUCUGUCAAAUCGCUCAGCUGCAGGAGGAGAACAAGAGUCUUCUGGACAACGUGCCCACGCGAGACCCUGGGAGCGAGGACGACCUUCAGAGGAACGAUGGAGGCAUGAGCGAUCGUGAGCGUCAAGUGAUGAAGAAGCUAAAAGAGGUGGUGGACAAGCAGCGGGACGAGAUCCGGGCUAAAGACCGCGAGCUCACGCUCAGGAGCGAAGACAUCGAAGCGCUCCAGCAGCAGCAGUCCCGUCUCAUGAAGAUAAACCACGACCUGCGCCACAAGAUCUCGGUGGUGGAGGCUCAGGGCAAAGCGCUGAUUGAGCAAAAGGUGGAGCUGGAGGCCGGCGCGCAGACCCGCGGCCAAGAAGUGGGAGCCCUGCGGCAAGAAGUAACGCGCCUGCGGGAGCGGCUAAAGGGCCACGCCCAGGAAGCCUCGCCUCAGCCCCCCUCGCCGGCAGAGCGUGAAGUGAAAACUGUGGCGGAGGCGGAGGCUUGGUGGGAGAACCCGACCCCCCCGCCUCCGCCGCCCGGCUCGCUCGGCCCCGACGAGGACGAGGAUGAGGAGGCGGCGUUGCUUUGGGAGGCCAUGUGCGAUGACGACAUGCCUGCUGUGUACCAAUAUUUCACCAAGGAGGCGCUGUGCCAGGAAGAGGAGACAACUAAGGAGGCCCCGGACUCCAAGGACCCCAACCGGGCCCGGUUCACCCUGCAGGAGCUGCGCGACGUCCUGCAUGAGCGCAACGAACUCAAAGCCAAAGUUUUCAUGCUGCAGGAGGAGCUGGCCUAUUACAAAAGUGACGAGAUGGAUGACGACACGGCCGCUCCCAGUCCCGAGCCCGAAUCCAGAUCGCGCUCACGUUCUUCUGUGCAGCCAGAGUCCGGAAUCAAACGCCUGAUCUUCACGGCCUUCAUGCCCAUGGUGGCAGCUGGUUUGAUCCAAGACGAUCCUACUUUACAGCCUGCCAGAGGCUUCGCGGCGCUCGUUUAAUUUGUUUUCCCGUGACAAGCAGCGGAGUUGGCAGCGGAGCAUGGCGCACGAUGACGCGUUCACCGAACAAGCCCAGGAGGCCUUGCCGCACUUUUAGCCGUCACAUCUACAGACCCAACCCUGCCCUCUCGAAAAAAGGUUUUUAUUUAUGCAUGUUUCACAUGAACGGAUCUCUUCGGGAAUAACCGUGACAUAUUGUGCGUUAACGAGGCAUUAUUUAAUUCCCUGGUGUUUACUCAUACAGCUCAAAAGAUUCGAGGGGGGGGGGGGGGUGUGAUUUUGGUAGCAAGUGGGGGAAGAAAAUGGCUGCUUUGACCCAAAAUGGUCAGCGUUGUAUUUUUGGAGAGAAAAAAACAUCCUCUCCAUCUGCAUUGAAGGGAAGCUAUGCAUACAACUAAUAGCAAAGCUAACAAUCCUAUGGAAGUAAACAUUUUGAACACUGCGAUAUUUUAAUUUAACCCUUCGAUUGAAUAUGGCCUUGUUUUUAUCUUUCUAACUUAUUUUAAGUUUUUGGUUGUUGUAUUUGCAUUUUUUUUUCAUCACGGUUUUGAGUAGCCCGGUACCAGCUUUAUGGCAGAAAAGGAAUGUUUUCUUUUUUUGGUGAUAUUAUUAACUGCACACAAGAUAGAAGACUGACUGGAUUUCCAAGUCCUAUUUUUAGUAUACUGGUUAUUUGUAAUGUAUGCCAACUGCAA
Molecule: messenger RNA, 2300 nt
Organism: Syngnathus acus (greater pipefish)
Lineage: Eukaryota; Metazoa; Chordata; Actinopteri; Syngnathiformes; Syngnathidae
Gene: rilpl1
Product: Rab interacting lysosomal protein-like 1
Exons: 10
Coding region: 262-1605 (447 amino acids)
Biological process (GO): cilium assembly
Cellular component (GO): cytoplasm; ciliary basal body
Molecular function (GO): protein dimerization activity
Source: RefSeq, a predicted model, not a curated record